UGGAAGAUGGCGCAGCUGUCGGGGCUGCUGCUGCUGGAGCUGGCCCUGCACGCCGCCGCCUUCCUCUGCGGCAUCAUCUGCGCCUCCGCCCUCACCGUCGCCCAGGGAGAAUUUGGUGGCCGGUGUAUCUUGUAUGGGUCCGUGGUCUACAACGGGACAUUGGAUCUCACCAGCUCCAGCCCCGUCUCCCUCUGCUACUUCGUCACGGCCAUUUCUACCCUCGCCGCCAUUUUCUGCUUCCUGGCUCUUCUCUUCGGCAUCUACAGCGGUUGCUUCGGUGAAGGAGAACCGGAGCGUAUCUGGGUCAGGGGGUCCGUGGCGCUGGUGGCCGUGGUCCUCUUCUUCUUGCUCAUCUCGGCCUGCAUCCUCCGGGUUGGGAUGGACAGCUUCUGUGCAUCUGUUCUGAAGUCUACAGCUGCACUGAGCUGCCAAGAAGCCCAGCACCGACCCUGGCUCCCCCCUUACCACGCCGAAAAGUUCUAUGACAACCUAUACACAGCUGAGGCAGCCGCUUGGGUGAACUUCUUCUUCUGGUGCAUGUUGCUGCUGCGCUUGUUCCUCGAGUGUGUGAAUAAAACCUCUUCCCAGUUGUCACCGGCAAGUAACCCGACAUGGAACACCGAGAGGACACCCAUCUUUGGAGAUGCGUAACCCCUUGCCUUGACGAGGGCAAACCGGGCACCCCUGGAAGGAGGAGCCAUCACUGCUCCGGUGUGCGAGCCGGCUCGGGAAUCCUCUUCCCCAUCUUCUGUUUUGCUGCACAACAGGAAGGACAGGGUUGUUUUUCUUCUUUGGUGCGUGGGGGAACAUCUGCCGACUGUGUAUGGACAAUAUGUCUUAAAUCCAGAGGUUCUGGGACUUUAA
Molecule: messenger RNA, 864 nt
Organism: Euleptes europaea (tarantolino)
Lineage: Eukaryota; Metazoa; Chordata; Lepidosauria; Squamata; Sphaerodactylidae
Gene: TMEM179B
Product: transmembrane protein 179B
Exons: 5
Source: RefSeq, a predicted model, not a curated record